Molecule: messenger RNA, 5611 nt
Organism: Hippocampus zosterae (dwarf seahorse)
Lineage: Eukaryota; Metazoa; Chordata; Actinopteri; Syngnathiformes; Syngnathidae
Gene: arhgef1
Product: Rho guanine nucleotide exchange factor (GEF) 1b
Exons: 30
Coding region: 146-3274 (1042 amino acids)
Biological process (GO): G protein-coupled receptor signaling pathway; intracellular signal transduction
Cellular component (GO): cytoplasm
Molecular function (GO): G protein-coupled receptor binding; guanyl-nucleotide exchange factor activity
Source: RefSeq, a predicted model, not a curated record
CCCCCACCCCACCUUUGCUCACUUCACUUGAUUUGAUGACACAACGACAACUUUUUUCCCGACACAAAACACGGUUCAGGCACUUGGACGGACGUUUUCUCCCUCUUUGCGGGGCGCGUUUAGGGCUCGGUGCUCGGACGCAGCCAUGAACAUCAUCGGGGCCGAGGACGAGGACUUUGAGAACGAUCUGAACGAGGUGGUGGACGAUCAGUGCUUUUUCAGCAGCAUUGAAAUGCUGAAGGAGCGGCCCGCCCACCUGCUGGUCUUCAUGCAGCACGUCAUCCUCCAGUUUGACCCGGCGCCGCUGCUUUGUUACCUCCACGCCGACCUCCUGAAGAACCUCAAUGCCAAAGAAACCAAGAAGCAGUUUGUGGAGUUCCACAACACCUUCUUGGACAAGGGUGCAAUCCUCAGAGUCACAGUACCUCCUGUCAUAGCCACUGAACUGGACCGGACGCGCCCGGACAUGCUUUCGGAAGACUUCCAAAGACGAUUUGCCUACGAGGUCCAGUUGGAACAGGCGGGCGAGGUGGCCAAGCAGCUGGAGGACUUCCGGAAAAAGCGCAAGAUGGGGAUGACGCCUAAUGAGGCAGAGCUGAUCGACGUUGAGAGCCACUACCCUACCGACCGCAUCCCCUUGGAAAUGAAGGAGAAGUCGGUCGCCGAGAACCUGCUGGACAAGAUGUCCGAGACGCAACCAACAAUUGUCUCGGAUGAGGAGAAAUGCCAGUCCAUCUUUUCGGCAGUGGCCUACUAUAUGAAGCACUUGGGGGUUAAGACCAGGGCGGUGGACAGCAAGAAGUCUCGAGGGGGCUUCUUCCGCAGUAAGCUGGUCAAGAACAAGAAGGACGAGUCCACAAAGACCAAGCCCAGGGGCGGCUUCCCCGGGAUACCGAGCUGGAUUGCUGGCAACCCUGAGGUCAAACCUAAAAUGGAAGCCGAAGCGGACAGGGAGAAAGGGAGUCAGGAGCGUAAAGGUCCAACGCCCGUCCGGGGAAACUUCGCCGACCCGACGGCGCCCGCUCUCCCCGGCAGGAAGUUGGGAUCCGGCUCUGGGGGCGGCGGUUCCGGCCCCUUGCCUUUGGUGGAGAUCACCGACGGUUCGGGAAACAACGCCAGCCUGAGCAACAGCCCCGAGGCCCUGCACCCUGAUGGGCUCCCCAGCAAUCGUCUGGAGCCGCUCAUCUUGUCCGAAUGGCCUGACGUCUCCCCCAUAGGCCCGGGGGCCUCGCUGGGCGUCGGGGAGCCCUUCUUGGUCAGCGACACCCCCAUAGAGGAGAACCCAGAGAAAGACAGACGCAGGACAAGUAAGAAGGUCGCGCGUAGCGAGAGCGCUCGCGUGGCCCGCCAGCCCUCACGCCGUCGCGGCUCAUCCCGGGCCAAACAGUCGCGCUCUCGUAGCGACGUGGACCUGCAGCCGCUGUCAGCCGCGGCCACGCUCGGCUCCCAUUUCAAUGAAGGAGCGACAACAGCUGUUUCGGAGGGCUCCGGGUCGUCGCCCGCUAGCCCCGCCCCCCAACUCGAGGAGAUGGAGCCGCGCCUGCUGGAGUUCGAGCAGGAGCCGCCCAACUGGAAGGAGCUGGCCUCCCCGGAGGUGCUGUCCAGCCUAAGCAAAAAGGAGACCAAGCGGCAGGAGGUCAUCAACGAGUUAUUCGCCACAGAGCACGCUCACGUGCGCAUGCUAAGCGUCCUCCAGAUGGUCUUCUCCAAGCCUCUGGAGCGAGAGGAGCUCCUCACCUCCACCGAGCUGUCAGCCAUCUUCCCCAAUCUGGACGAGAUCAUCGAAAUGCACUAUCACCUCUACGAGAACCUGAAGAAACUUCGUGUGGAGGAUAAUUUUAUCGUCAAAUCUAUCAGCACCACUGUUCUCAACAGAUUUGAGGGCACGGAAGGGGAAUGGUUCCAGAAGCUGACGGCCCGCUUCUGCAGUCACCAGUCCUGGGCCCUGGACCAGAUCAAAAGCAGGCAGAAGAAAGAGGCUCGCUUCAAUGCCUUCAUCCAGGAGGCGGAGAGCAAGCCACAGUGUCGGAGGCUGCAGCUGAAGGACAUCAUUCCCAUCGAGAUGCAGAGGCUCACCAAGUAUCCGCUGCUCCUGGAAAACAUCGCUAAGAACACAGAGGAUCCCGGUGAGAAGGAGCGCGUCCAUCAGAGCGCCGAGUGCUGCCGAAAGAUCCUCAACCACGUCAACGAGGAGGUCAAAGACAUGGAGAAUUUUCUGACGCUCAAGGACUACCAGCGGCGAUUGGACACGUCAGGACUCAAGCCCAGUAAUGAGCUCUAUACGGAAUACAAGAACAUAGACCUGACGCAGAAGAAGAUGCUCUAUGAAGGCCCCCUCACUUGGAAGGUCACCAAGGAGAAGGCUGUCGAGGUGCAGUGCGUGCUUCUGGGCGACCUGCUGGUGCUCCUGCAGAGGCAGGACGACAAGAUGGUGCUCAAGUGCCAGAGCAAGAGCAUCAUCGCCGUGCAGGAGGGCAAGCAGAUGCUCAGCCCCAUCAUCAAGCUCGACUCGGUUUUCCUGCGCGAGGUGGCCACCGAUUUAAAGGCCUUCUACGUAAUCUUCACCUGGGACAGCGGCGCCCAGAUCUACGAGCUGGUAGCUCAGUCCGUCGGCGAGAGGAAACUUUGGACCAACGUGAUCAAAUCGGCAGUUGAUGAUCUGAAGAGGAGCGGAGCACCCAUGAGGAUCACCUUCCCUCCUGGAAGUGGAGCCGGAUUUAAUCCUUCUGGGCUGAGCGCCCCUCAGAGCCCCACAGAAAAUGGCGGUUUGAAGAGUAACCCUGAUCGCGACAAGGACAGCUUGAGCGACGACAAGCCAUCCGAUCCCCGGCACUCGCUGAUCGACUUCCUGUCUGACAAAGGCUUCGACCUCCUCGGACACUCCAACAGCGAUCAGGAGAAGAUAGCCGCCAACGCCCUGGACGAAGUCAUGCUGCUGAAGAGGCUGCUGGUUGGGAGCAUCAGCCUUUUGGAGGAUGGAGAAAAUGGGGAGGAGCCCAGUCGAGAAAUGGACGGCUGUCAAUCAACAGAAUGCCAGCUGGCGGAGCGCGGCCCCGACGGGGAGAAAGAAGGCUACGGCUCCAAGGGGGACACGGAGAGCCUUCCCUCGGAGACUGCCAGCCUGGUCUUGUCCCCGGAGAGGAUGGUGGAAGUGUGCCGGAGGCUCGCCAGCCUGGAGCAGCAAAUCAAGAAACUCCAGACGGUGGAAGAGGAACAUCACAGGCUACAGGAGGCUUUGUCCAAGUUCUCGUUGGAGGGCGGUGACUUUGCCUAAGAUCCCAUCACGCCACCUGCUGGCCAUUAGGUGCAGUGUGUAGAACAUCUGCUCCUAUGUAACUGUGAUGCCUUCAAAUGAAGCGUUGACUGAUGAAUCCUUGUUUUUUUUUUUUUCUGUUUAGACUUUUUUUUUCUUUUUUUUUUUAACUGGUGCUGAUUUGGAGUGCAAGAAGCUUUUCCGAAAACGUCGGCGAGCCUUCCCUUCGCAAAGAAAACGCUCUGAUAUGUCCUGGAUAUUUGCUGGAAGCCGAGCGAGGGGAGGAAAAUGGCUUUUGCGGCCAGUGCUGUGGGAUGUGUGCGCUUGUGUACGCUACAUUGUAGCAUGAUGUUGCAUCGCCGACUGUUAUGCAGCGCAGCAUUCCGCUGAUUUGCGUAGCGCUGUGCUCCGUAACAUUACAAAGCGCGGUGUGUUAGCGUUCUGUUACGGAACAUUAACGGCGUGUUACAUUCUGCAACGUUGCGUGGCGGUAUAGCAUUAUGCUGCCUAGCGUAGUGCAACGUAACAUUGUGUCGCGUUGCACGGAUAUGAAAGAGCCAAAAAUAUAAGGACCUCUUUUGAGUGCUUAUUUGCAGAGAGGUUCCAAAAACAAGCGACAGAAUCAAUCCUUUUUCUUGCCUCAGAGGAAGUGCUUGAUCCUCACAUAUUCCCCGCUGAAGGAAUCAAGUCAAGUCAAUCAUGAAUCACAAGAAAUCACUCAUACUACCCCCUCCCAAAAAAUAAAAACUAAAAGAAAACAUGCAAGUUGCCUUAGGAAGCCGUUGUUACAAAAAGCUGCACGGUGUUAUUUCUUUGCCAAAGUACAACGAAAAUGCACAUCUUUUAUUCUUAGCGUUGAAAGUGAUGACGAGUAAAAGGCGCGUGUGGAUGUGUGGGGGUUGUUGAUUUUUCUGGACGCUUCUGACCGUAACACUUGUCUUUACGAAAUAGGGCUCACCCAACAAAGCUGUUAAUAAUGGAGAUCUUCUUUGUGUUGACUGCUAUUUAUUCCUUUUUGGUUUUUUUGCCCCGAGUGGACUCGAGUCAGCGCUGGGCCCAACCGAGAGCGUUGACGUAGACGUGAAAGCUAACAUAGGAAGUAGAACAAAUGCAACGGAGUAAACGCGUGUCAGGAGUUUGGUUUGAGUGAAGAAGAUGCAAGUCGAUAAUAGUUGUUAUCAGAACAGCGGACGAUGUCGGAGUAGGAUCGGAAAGUUAGGCAAUACCAUAUUUUCUCAAAUUGUGGUCACCCCUUCCAAUAGAUCGACCGGUGUUAUCCACUUAUGGAAAAAUGAAUGCCUCCCUCAGGGAAAGAAACGGUAGUGUCGCGUCUUACUACAGACUCGUGCAGUAUUAAAGCUGAUCGUAUCAAAUGUGACGCUUAAAAUAAAAAAAAUAAUGAAAUGAAAAAUAAAUGCCUGUACCGACCAAAUAUAAACAACCAUUUCAACUCCGCUGCUAACCAAAAACAGCAGCACCUACCAAAACCGAUCAAUCAAAGUGUGGAGACUUAUGCAAACACGUUCUUUAAAGCUAAUUUUAGUAGUAAAAAUUGUGACUGUUUGUUUGAUGCCCCUCUAACAAAAUCAACCUUCAUUUACAUCACGAAUGUAGACAUAAAGUUCAUCAAUGCCGUCCUCCAAACACGGCAUCGUAAUUCCACAGAAGGAAGGGUUGCUAUUUUUGGGAAUAGUCCACAAUGGUAAAACCGGAGGGCUCAGCGCUGCUACGCUUGCAGAUGACUGACAUGAGUCUUCAACACCAUUUACAUUGGUGAUUUUCUUAAGCAGUGCCGGACCAAAGAGGCAAAAAUGAUGCUCCUAUUUCAUGUACACUUUUUUUUUUUUUAACUCUCCACGUGGUGCCUGCCCCGCAAAUAAACAGAGUACUUAUUUCGAAUGUAUUUGAAAGAAACCCAAAAUAGAGCAGAAAGGGUGCCCAAUGUAAAAUCAUUUUUGGCGGCAAAUUGUGACGCAGUCCAAAACGCAGACCGGAGAAGACCUUGAUCGUAUGACGUAUGAAUUUGAUUUGGAUGUGCCAAACGCUUGAGGUUGAAAACGUACUAUGAUUGUAUUGUUGGAUGGAGGGGGGUGGGGGGUGGGGGAGGGUUCACAUAAUACAUGUUACCAUUUCUAUAGAGUCUUGGAAUUGGCCAAACAAUGAGAAUUUAUAGCUCGCAACUUGUAUUAUAUUUCCAGAAUGUACCAUAUUUGUCUCUUAUACGUGAUGACUAUGCAAGAAGUAUACUGUGUAUUUUGGGUUUUGAUUUUACUGAGGCUGUUUAAAUGAUGUACACUUUAAGGAAAACAAAUGUGGUACGUAGUUUUUUUUUUUUAAUAAAUUGGGGAAAUAAGUGUC